Dermacentor silvarum is the source of this 2111-nucleotide messenger RNA. Its product is annotated as kelch-like protein 10. The record is from RefSeq and is a predicted model, not a curated record. The transcript has 10 exons. NCBI's taxonomy places the organism in Eukaryota, Metazoa, Arthropoda, Arachnida, Ixodida, Ixodidae. The coding region runs from base 142 to 2019 and encodes 625 amino acids. Gene Ontology annotation, molecular function: protein binding.
AGGGGGCCACCAGCAGCAGCAGCGCGCGCGAGGAACCGUGGCCCCAGCGAAGGCUGCCUCGGUGGGUCGGUUCCCGGGGGGACGUGUUCCAGCGGGCCAUGACGACGUCCUAGCGGAAGCGCGCGGCAGAGCCUGCAUGGGAUGGCCGACGUGUACUCGCAGGGCAUGCUCAGCGUGCUGGACGACCUCCGGCGGCGACGGGUGUUCACCGACGCCGAGGUCGUCUGCAGCGACGAUGGCAGCCGGUUCCCGGUGCACCAGGUGCUCCUGUACGCCGCCUGCCCGCUGUUCCGGGAGCCGUCACCGGGAGGGAACCAGCUGGGCCCGGCCGGUACCAUCAACGCCGCCGCCGCCGCAGCCGCACCAGGGGUGGCGGCGGCGCUCGCGCCUGGAGAAGAUACAGGCGCAGCCAUAGCCACGACGAAGCAGGGGCAGUCCGCUGCGCCGACAGCGAGCGCCGGCGAUGAGGCGCGCAAGUACCCCGUGGACGGUGUGCGCGGUGACGUCAUGGCCGCCCUGCUGGAGUACGUCUACACCAACAAGGUGUCGCUCAACAGCGACAACGUGCUCAGCAUGCUCCUGGCGGCGCAGCGGUUCCAGAUUGAAAGGAUCGUGCAAAAAUGCCACGAGUUCCUUUCCAAAGACAUCAGCGUAGCCAAUUGCGUUCGCAUAUUGGAGUUCGCCAGGGAACACAAGCACCCCAGCCUCGUCGACAUGGCCGUAAAUUUUAUCUCCGGGAAUUUCAUCGAGGUCGCAAAGAUAAACCAAGAUUUUGACCGUAUCUCCUAUGAUGAUCUCAAGGCUCUGCUAAGCUCUGACGAGCUCAACCUUGCCGAUGAAGGCAAAGCGUUUUCGGCGGCUAUAAAGUGGACCUCAGCUGAUGCCUCAAAUAGGCAUCGCUUCCUACCCAGCCUUCUUAGUGCUAUAAGAUUCGGGCUCUGCAAGGUAUCGUUUCUCCAAGAGGAAGUCUUUCCGCAUCCCAUGCUUGAUGACGUUGACUGCCGCGCUGUACUUGAGCCAGUUCAUGGACUUCUGGAACAACUUGAGCUUCACGAAGGCCCAAGGAUGAUCAACCUCACGCAUCCCAUGCUAAGGCCCAGGAUUCCAAGGGACGUUCUGUUCGUGAUCGGUGGAUGGAGCAAUGGCAGCGCGACGAACCUCGUCGAGUCGUACGACUGCCGCGCCAAUCGGUGGCUAAUAUUUCCCAACGACAGGGACAUCAUGCCUCGUGCCUACCACGGACUUGUCGCGCUGGACGGCCUCAUCUACAUGAUUGGCGGCUUUGACGGCUCCCAGUGCUUCAACUGCGUCCGCUGUUUCAACCCACUCCUGCACCGCUGGACGGAACGGGCAUGCAUGCACGUGGCCCGGUGCUACGUCAGCGUGGCGGUGCUCGACGGCAAAAUCUACGCGCUGGGCGGCUACGACGGCGACCGGCGCACCAACACGGCCGAGCGGUACGACCCGACGGCAAACACGUGGUCGCUCAUCGCCGACAUGAACGACCAGCGCUCGGACGCCUGCGCCACGGUCGUCGACUCGAAGGUGUACAUCGUAGGAGGGUUUACCGGGCAGCAGGUGCUGAACACGGCCGAGUUCUACGACCCCAAGGUGAACGUGUGGACCUACAUCCGGGCCAUGACCGUGCCUCGUAGCGGAGUCCGGGUCAUCAACUACCAGGACACCGUCUACGUGCUCGGGGGCUUCAACGGAACGAACAGGCUCUCCACGGGGGAAAAGUACGACCUUCUGCGAGACCGCUGGCUCGAGCUGCCCAACAUGCACACCCCGAGGAGCAACUUUGCAGUCGCCGUGCUCGACGACCUGCUCUUCGCCAUUGGCGGAUUCAACGGAACGACGACCGUGCCGUUCGUGGAAUGCUACGACUCCAAAACCAACGGCUGGCGGCGGGUCACCGACAUGAACAUCAACCGGAGCGCCCUCGGUGCCUGCGUGGCCGUUAACCUUCCAAACUCCAGGGAGUUCUCUGUUGUAGGUAAUUCGGAGCGCGACAACUGAGCGCAAACGACGUCGCCUGAAUAAAGGAAUCGCUCUGCUUGCAAAACACCUUCGCCUCUUCUGAAGAGGCAAAACUUAAUGGCUCUCUGGUG